Molecule: messenger RNA, 2049 nt
Organism: Jaculus jaculus (lesser Egyptian jerboa)
Lineage: Eukaryota; Metazoa; Chordata; Mammalia; Rodentia; Dipodidae
Gene: Agt
Product: angiotensinogen
Exons: 5
Coding region: 246-1679 (477 amino acids)
Biological process (GO): regulation of systemic arterial blood pressure by renin-angiotensin
Molecular function (GO): serine-type endopeptidase inhibitor activity
Source: RefSeq, a predicted model, not a curated record
CCCAUGGGUCACCGGGCCUUCCUGGAAGGGGCCCAGCAGGACAUCUUCCUGGCCUUGGUCCAUUCUGGCCGAGCUGGGCUUCUGCAACCCCUCACUUGGAUCCUCCCCCAGGCUGUGUACAGAGCUGCCUGGGAACCGAUCCAUCUCCACCCCUUGGGUACAAAUAGGCCUGCUGCCUGGCCAGGGGACAGCUUUGUUCACUCCGGCUAACGUCGAAGGACCGGAAGUGAGCGUUUGAAUCAGCGAUGGCUCCCACUGGCGUGGGCCUGAAGGCUGCCUUCGUUUGCCUCCUGGUCUGGGCGAGCCUGGCGGCUGGCGACCGGGUGUACAUCCACCCUUUCCACCUACUGUUCUACAGCAAGAGCGCCUGUGCCCAGCUGGAGAGUCCCAACACGGAGAUGCCCCCAGAACCAACCUUCACACCUGUGCCCAUCCAGGCCAAGACCACCCCGGUGGAUGAGGCGACCCUGCGUGACCAGCUGGUGCUGGCUGUGGAGAAGCUGGGAGCCGAGGACCGGCUGCGGGCCGCCGAGGUGGCCAUGAUGGCCAACUUCAUGGGCUUCCGCAUGUACAAGACGCUGAGCGAGGCGGGAGGCUCGGCCAACGGCGCUGUCCUCUCCCCGCCAGCCCUCUUUGGCACCCUGGCCUCUUUCUACCUGGGUGCCUCCGACCCCACAGCCAGCCAGCUACAGGCACUCCUGGGUGUUCCUGGGAAGGACGGGGCCUGCACCUCUAAGCUGGAUGCUCACAAGGUCCUCUCCGCCCUGCGGGCCAUCCAGGGCCUGCUGGUGGCCCAGGGGGGCGCCGGCGGCACAGCCGAGCUGCUGCUGUCCACGGUGGUGGGCCUCUUCGCGGCCCCGGGCCUGCGCCUCAAGCAGCCGUUCGUGCAGGGCCUGGCCCCCUGCGCCCCAGUCGUCCUCCCACGGUCUCUGGACUUGUCCACUAGCCCAGGCCUUGCCGCCGAGAAGAUCAACCGGUUUAUGCAGGCCGUGACCCCGUGGAAGAUGAACGCACCCCUGGCAGGAGUCAGGGCAGACAGCACGCUGCUUUUCAACACCUACGUCCACUUCCAAGGGACGAUGAAGGGCUUCUCCCUGCUGGCCACACCCCAGGAGUUCUGGGUGGACAACAGCACCUUGGUGUCUGUCCCCAUGCUGACGGGCACUGGCACCUUCCAGCACUGGAGUGAUCCCCAGAACAACUUCUCGAUGACACGAGUGCCCCUGGGUGAGAGCGCCACCCUGCUGUUGAUCCAGCCCCACUGCGCCUCUGACCUGGACAGGGUGGAGACACUUGUCUUCCAGCAUGACCUCCUGACCCGGAUGAGGAACCUGUCUCCUCGCGCCAUCCGCCUGAGCCUGCCUCUGCUGCGGCUGCAAGGAUCCUACAACCUGCAGGACCUGCUAGCCCAGGCCAAGCUGCCCACCCUGCUGGGCACCGAGGCGAACCUGGACAAGAUCAGCGACCCCAGCCCCAGAGUGGGAGAGGUCCUGAACAGCGUUCUCCUUGAACUCAAAGCGGAUGAGGGAGAGGAGCCUUCUGAGUCUACCCAGCAGCCGGGCGAGCCCGAGGCCUUGGAAGUGACCCUGAGCCACCCGUUCCUGUUUGCCAUUUAUGAGCGAGACUCGGGAGCGCUGCAUUUCCUGGGCCGUGUGGAUAACCCACAGAGCGUGGCGUGAGCUCUUACAGCACAGGCCCUCGAGGCUGCAGGCUCGGCCAUGGAGGCCAGCCGGCUGCGAGAGCAAUCCCGGGCAAAAGGCCAGCGCUGUCAGCACCGGGCUUCCACCUCACUUCUAAGGAGGCAGCUCUGGUGGGAGGCCGUCUCCUUGGUGACCGUGCCCCGUGAAUAAAGAGCAGCUGCACCGGCCUCCCAGGCAGUGAGUGGCACUGUUUGGAAACUGGGGUGGGAACUAGGAACCCUUUUUCAGCACAGGACAACCCGUCCUGGAAAGAAUUCGAACAGAACAACUUUGUGAAACCAAAAUGCAUUCCCUUUUUAAUCCAAGAACAGAAAUUGGGUUUUGACAUUAAAAAACACAUUGUUCCUUU